AUGAGCAUCUUUUUCAUGGACGUGAACUGGACAGGUGAUGUCUUGGCAGCUGGAAACCCAGAUGCUCGAAAGUUGCACUUAAAUGGUCUUGCGGCCUGUUACAUGCUGAUUGGACUGAUGCACGCUCGAGUUGGGGUUUGGCUACCCGCCUGCCGCACGUUUGCUACCUUCCACCUCGUUCUGAAUGCGGUAAGUGCCGGUCUCUACCUCUUCGCGGCAAGAAGCUCUGAAGGGCUUUGCCAGGUGCUCUGCUGGAUUUCCUGUGCGCUGUUCUUCCCCAGGACGUAUGGUCUGCCGCAGCACAACCUCAUUGAUUCGAUCACGAGGCAGCGUAAUGCGAAGGACUACAUUGGUCGGUCUCAGACUGUUAUGAUCACUACCCUCGCCUUGGUGGUGAAAUGCAUUACCAAGGGGGUCGAACCAGGGCAGAUACAGCUGGGCCACGACAGCUUUUGGACCCUCAUGUCCUCCCUGUUGUUGGUGCUACUGGUCAAGGUCCUGCUAUACGAUGUUCACAUCGCGGACACGAAGUGGCAUGCAGUUCGGUGUGAGACCUCGCAUCUGCGCCCAACGGCAUUUCUCAGCUUGGUUCCGGUGGCAAUGGCGGGUGUGAUGAUGAUGGCAGCCGGCUCCUUCUUGGUGCUCGAUGACGAGUUCAAGGACCGAGCGGUUGGGAGCCGAAAAGCUGGGCAGAGCUUCUGCCAAGGCUUUGGUGUCUUGCUGCUAUCCGUGUCUACAAUGCGGAUGCUUCAUAACGAGCCACACGUCCCAGCCGUCAGCUGCAACAAGCGGCUGAUGGUCAUGUGGAAGGUCCAAGUUACUGUGCAGCUGCUCUUCGCGGCCCUGUCUUUUAGCUUAUCGGGCAGAAUCACUGGCAAAGAAGGUCUCUACCUCUGCGUCAUGCUGACCACGAUCCUCAUUGUACUAAAUCUGCUGGACGAGCUCGAAGAGCUCCACUCCUACCGCGGAAACUGGAAGGUUGUGCGCACGAUCGGCUCGCUGCAUGGGAUGACCAAGUACAUGAAAAAAGGAUCGCAAACCUCCAGCGAUGACGUGCUGGAGUCAAAGGACCACGAAGUAAAGGUGUGA
Messenger RNA from Symbiodinium necroappetens, 1089 nucleotides. The record is from the annotation of a GenBank genome assembly. Lineage: Eukaryota; Dinophyceae; Suessiales; Symbiodiniaceae.